Messenger RNA from Eimeria acervulina, 984 nucleotides. RefSeq lists its product as hypothetical. NCBI's taxonomy places the organism in Eukaryota, Apicomplexa, Conoidasida, Eucoccidiorida, Eimeriidae. The transcript is spliced from 4 exons. Bases 1 to 984 code for a protein of 327 amino acids. The record is from RefSeq and is a predicted model, not a curated record.
AUGGAGCCUGUGGAGUCUGAUGAACCGCGCCCUGAAGCUCCGGCUGCUGCAGCAGCAGGAGCAGCAGCAGCAACAGCAGCAGCAGCAGCAGCUGCUGUUGCUGCUGCUGAUGAUGAUGAUGUGACUGCUUCUGCUGCUGAAGAUAUGGGAGCAGCAGAAGAGGAAGCAACAACAGCAGCGAAGGCCUCAGCGGUGGAGGGAGCAGCAGAAGCAGCAGCAGCAGCACAAGAACCGGAAGAGACAUCAGAUGCCGCAGCAGUAGCAGCAACAACACCCGAGGAAGAAGCAGCAGCAGAGACAACGUCACCAUCAGCAGCAGCAGGAGGAGCAGCAGCAGCAGCAACAACAGCAGCUCUAUUUGGCUCUGGAGACGAAGCAAGUGACGAUCCCUCCCUUGCGAGCGACGAAGAUCUCUUUGGUGAAGACGUGUCUCCAGCUGCUGCUGCUGCUGCUGCAGAGCCAGCAGCAGCAGCAGCAGCUGGAGCAUCAGCAGCAGCAGCGGGAGACUCGGAGUCGGAGUUGGCAGCUGGUGCUGCAGCAGAAGGUGCAGCGGAGAGAGACGAAGAAAAUGAAGAGGAGACGCUUUUAGAGACAGCUGAGCCCCUGCCGCUGCAGCCUCUACAACUCGAAGGGACACGGGCCCCACAGCUACCGAAAGGCAGCAGCAUUUUAACUUGGAGGGUUCCGCCUGCUAUCUCCCUCAUCACUGCAGCAGACCAGCAGCAGCAGCAGCAGCAGCAGCAACAGCAACAGCAGCAGCAGCAGCAAGGCUUUGCAAUCAGGUUUUCGUAUGACGAAAAUGCAGCAGGAGAAGGCAAACCGGCAUAUAGGAGCAACUGCCGGCUGGUGCAGUUUAGCGAUGACUCGUAUUGUCUCUUCGUGGAUGAUAAGGGCUUCGAAUGCAAUAUCAAGAACGACGUCUCGUACAUCUGCGAGUCAAAAGGGGUGCGUGUGUGUGCCGCUGAGUUUGCUCUUGGGGUUUAG